GCCCGGGCUGACGCCUUCCCGGGCUGGCGCCGGGAACCGGCACUCCCCGGCUGCAGCCCGGCCUCCCCAGCCUGCGCAGCGGGAGCUCGGGAGCACCCCUCCCCGUGGGCUCCGCUUCCCCGCCUAGGAAACGGGCACUGCAGUGAUCUUGGAGGGAUUGUUUGUUUGCUUGUUUGUUUGGUCAACUCAAACGGGUCACUUUAAUGUGUUUCCCAAGACGGUCAGCUGGGUGCGCCCGGAGGAGCUACAGCAAGGGCCACCCGACCUUCCCCUGCUCCCCUCCACAACCGUCCGCGCAAGCUCUGGACGCCGCGCGGCCUCUUCCCGGCGGCCUGAGCAAGUUCCGUCAACUGGGGCUGAGCGUUGCCAUCCUUGGGCCUACAUUUCAAGAUUUGGCAAGAAAUGUGAACCGAAACAUCAGCAGCCUUUCUAUCAUUUUUGUGGGCCGGGCCUCUGGAUUUUUAGGUGGCACUCUGAUUGGUGGAGUUCUCCUUGACUAUAUGAACCAUUUUUUACUUUUGGGUGUUUCAAUGUUGGCUACCACGGUUGGGUUUUAUCUCAUUCCUUUCUGCAAGAAGGCAAUCUUACUGAUUGUCAUGAUGUCUGUCUUUGGUGCCUCAGCUGGUGUAGUGGAUACAGGAAGAAAAGAGAUUUGAUAGAUCACGUAAAUAUUUGCCAUUUCAAGCUUCAUUAAAAUGAUACUGUGGACCUAUAGGCUUGUCUCAGAAUAUCUGAUUGUCUUAAGUUAGCAGAACACCAGUUGCUUCUGGCUUUUUGCCUUGCGGGUGUUGAAACUGUACAGUGUACAAUUCUGAAAAUUAUUAUUGUUUCCUGUAACAAGUAUGCCAGAAUCCAGGGCAAUCCGGCUCAGCUCAGUGUUUAAUGUCUGGUUUGGAGCUAAGUAUAUAACUUCUACAAUUGAAACCAACACCCAGCUGAAAGCACGGAAGCUUUGAGAGUUUUCCCACCAUGAGAUAACAGUCUAGUAUGGCACUGAUAUUCCCAUAUGGAUGUGGGGCUACGGUUCAGUUGGGCAGAGUAUUUGCCUGGCAUGCAUGAAAUUCCGAGCUCAGUCCCUGGCACUGCAUAAACUAUAAUCCCAGUGCCUAAGGGGUACCAGGUUAGGGUGUCAAAAUUCCAAGCUCAUCUUUCGCUGCGUAGCAAGUUCAAGGCCAUUAUAGCAUAUAUUAGGGCUAUCUCAAAAAUUACAGAUAAAUUUAUUGGUGUCUUACUGUUCUAUUGCUGUGAGGAAACAUCAUGAUCUGGGCAACUUAUAGAAGAAGAUGGUAUUUAGCAGGGAGUUUGCUUACGGUUUCAGAGAGUUAGUUCAUUACCAGGGCCACCUGUGAGCAUGGUGGCUCACAGGCAGAUAGAGCGCGAACAGUAACUGAGGGAGAGAGAACCUGAGAGGGACUGUGACUGGGCCUGAUGUGGGCUUUUGAACCCUCAAAGCCCAUCCCCAGUGAGAGACCUCCUCCACCAGGGCCACACCCCUCACCCCGUCUUCAACAGUUCACUGACUGGGGACUAAGCAUGUAAACAGAUGAGCUUAUGAGGGCCAACCUCAUUCAAACCACCGCAAUUAGUAUUACUCUCUAGUGAGGUUAUAACAAAUAAUUGCUAGUGUGCCUGGCUCGCGUGGUGGUUUACUGACUUGCAGGCUCCAUGAAGAUAAGAUGUAAGACAAUCCUCUGGUGAUGGUGGGUUACAGCCCCUUAGUUACAGAGCGGUUCUGGUGUAAACUUAGAACAUCACAAAACUCCUAUAGCCUGAUGUAGACACCAAUGGAAUGUUCCUACUAAGUGCCUGUGAAAUCAUUUCUUUAACUGGUAGGUGGGAACGUCCUCAUCCUGGAUCUUUGGGGGGACAAAGGAGCCCC
This is a messenger RNA of Psammomys obesus (fat sand rat), 1879 nucleotides long. Its product is annotated as sodium-dependent glucose transporter 1A-like. NCBI's taxonomy places the organism in Eukaryota, Metazoa, Chordata, Mammalia, Rodentia, Muridae. Bases 204 to 656 code for a protein of 150 amino acids. The record is from RefSeq and is a predicted model, not a curated record. The transcript is spliced from 4 exons.